CUAAUUCAAACCGACGGAUGACACAAAAGAAUAUUCGCUUCGAACAGAGCUGUUCCGGACAAACCGCUAGAGAUGAGUUUACUUACCUCAGUUUUAAACCAUUUGAUUAUCACAACAAUCUUCCACACCUACACACAUGCUAAAACGACAAGUCUAAAUAACAUCCAGAUUAAAGAUGACUGGGAUUGGAGCAAGGAUGUGGUUGGAGACGUCCAUAAUGAGCACCAGCUGAUAAGACUUCGCAGGUCUGAGGUUUCCAAAACGAUCCAACCUUGCUAUAAAACGUUUUUUGCCAGCAAUAAACCUCCGUCAGGAUUUCGCAUAGACCACACAAACAUCAGAUACAUAUGUCAGCAGGUCCCUGGUAAUACUGCUCACUUUUACUCAACCAUGUUUGAUCUCAACUAUGGAAUCCCCAUCUACUCCGCCUACGUCGUCACGCAAGUACAGGCGAGCCAGUUCGGCGCUGUAAAGAGAGAUAGAGACGACUGGCGGCAGGAACCAUCAGGUAUUACUCAUCAAGCAAGCGACAACGCGUAUAAAGGUCAAACCACCUAUGCUAAAGGCCACCUCCUUCCCGCAGAAACAUAUUCUUUCACUAGCGAUCACCUUGAUUCAACUUUCACUUACACGAAUGCUGUUCCACAGAAAACGAAAUUCAACAGCGGAGCAUGGUCACAGUACGAAAGGGAAAUAAGAAAUUACGCUAGCCUGACGUGUAGCACGAAUGGCGGGGACUUGUUCCUGAUCACAGGCAUCUCCGAAGCUCACAUCGAGCAAAAAGCUGGAGCUUUGAAUGCAAUUCAGAGGGGUCUUGAAUUCAUGAAACCCACAGGUGACAAGAUAGCUAUUCCGAGAUCUAUGUGGACAGCCGGAUGUUGCAUCCAUCCUACGGCGGGUGCAUUGGGAGCCUUUGCUGUGAUAGGAAAUAAUCUUUACAGCAAAUCAGCAACCAACAUGUUUAAAACGACUGUUCCAGACCUAAAACGCCUUCUUCUCACUGGUGUUCAGGGCUUUGGUGGACCAGCGAUCGCCCUGUUUCCAGGAAAUCCGAAAUGCUCUGAUCCCUCAAAAGACGUCAAUUUACGAAAACGGCCUGCACCUAGUAAAUAGAGAUGCCAAAAAUUAAAAAAGCCUUAAGAAACGUCAAGAAUAAAAUGAUGAGAUGUUAUUCAUGAAGAAUGAAAAUGAAUAAUAUAAUAGUUUCGCAGCGAUGGA
Molecule: messenger RNA, 1218 nt
Organism: Stylophora pistillata
Lineage: Eukaryota; Metazoa; Cnidaria; Anthozoa; Scleractinia; Pocilloporidae
Product: endonuclease domain-containing 1 protein
Molecular function (GO): metal ion binding; hydrolase activity; nucleic acid binding
Source: RefSeq, a predicted model, not a curated record